Malania oleifera is the source of this 1274-nucleotide messenger RNA. RefSeq names its product cytokinin riboside 5'-monophosphate phosphoribohydrolase LOG1-like. NCBI's taxonomy places the organism in Eukaryota, Viridiplantae, Streptophyta, Magnoliopsida, Santalales, Ximeniaceae. Gene Ontology annotation, cellular component: cytosol; nucleus. The transcript is spliced from 7 exons. Gene Ontology annotation, molecular function: hydrolase activity, hydrolyzing N-glycosyl compounds. The coding region runs from base 338 to 994 and encodes 218 amino acids. The record is from RefSeq and is a predicted model, not a curated record. Gene Ontology annotation, biological process: cytokinin biosynthetic process.
AUGCCAGAGCACAUCCCUUCAAAUUUCAAACUUUAAACAUGGUUGGGAGACUGAUCAGAUAAUGGUAAGAGAUCAAACGGAGGUAAUUCGUUGGUGAGGCAGCCAGAUGCUGACGGCAGUGACGGAAUAAUUCCCCUGCUCCGUACGGGGCUGCCCUAUUGGCGCUCGAAAUGUGGAGCGACGCGUGCUAACGUACGCCUCUGCUACCGUUAUAUAUAUAUCUUCACACCCAGAGGAAGCACCCCCGUAGUGUGGAGUCGAGGUGUGGGGCUGGCAGCACAGAGGAUAUUCUUGCAAUCCUCUGGAGAGAGAGAGAGAGAGAGAGAGAGAGAGAGAGAUGGAGAGAGAGAAGGAAAUGAAGCAAUCAAGGUUCAAGAGGGUUUGCGUGUUCUGUGGGAGUAGCCCGGGGAAGAAGAACAGCUACAGGGAUGCAGCUAUAGAGCUUGGGGGGGAGCUGGUUUCGAGGGAUAUAGAUCUGGUGUAUGGAGGUGGGAGUGUCGGUUUGAUGGGUUUGGUUUCUCAAGCUGUUUACGAUGGCGGCCGUCAUGUCAUUGGAGUCAUUCCCAAGACUCUCAUGCCUCGAGAGAUAACUGGUGAAACAGUGGGUGAAGUGAAGGCAGUCGCAGAUAUGCACCAAAGGAAGGCAGAGAUGGCUAGACGAUCAGACGCCUUCAUUGCUUUGCCUGGUGGCUAUGGGACACUUGAAGAACUUCUUGAAGUGAUAGCCUGGGCACAACUUGGCAUCCAUGAUAAACCGGUGGGGCUGCUGAAUGUGGAUGGGUACUACAACUCACUGUUGUCGUUUAUUGAUAAAGCAGUGGAGGAAGGUUUCAUUUGUCCGACUGCACGCCAUAUAAUUGUAUCAGCCCCGACUGCAAUUGAGUUGGUGAAGAAAAUGGAGGAGUACGUUCCCUGCCAUGAAAGAGUUGCUUCGAAGGUAAACUGGGAGAUGGAACAGUUAAGCUACUCACCGAAAAGAGAUAUCUCAAGGUAAGGAAAUCAAAUCUGCAUAGGGUAAAAGGAAGAGGAAGGUGUUUUGCCGAUGGAAGAACUAAUUUUAGAAAGCAGAAAUUUCCUGAAGUUGGGGAAUUUUUUUUUUUCCUAAUUUCUCUGUUUAACUACAUGAAUAGGCCUAUAUAUGUGAAGCGUCACAUUCUCUUCAAGUGGAGAUUUGAUUUUCCAUUGAUCAAUCUGGUUGUCAAGAAACUGGAGGAAAAAAAUUUAAAUUUUGUAUUGAAUGAUAGUACUAAGUUUCUGAAUUCACUUUUUAUUUU